AGCUUGCAUGGGCCUCCGUUUGCAUGGUUUGGACCCAAGUAUGUCCAGAAGAAUGAUGACGUCACAGAACUGAGGUUCCAGAAGGCAGAGUGGCCCAGCGCUCCCACCUUCUUUAGAGCAUGGGGAGCUGUGAACUAGGCGGGGCUAGAGUAUAGUUCAUGAGGAAGAGACUCUUCAUUCUACUGAUUCUUGAGGAAAGCCCUGGCUGUCUGGGACCUGGGGUCAGAGAGGGGUAGGAGAGAGAUUCCUCAGGUGCUCAGAGGAGACCAGCAGCACGUCUGGGAGAUCCUCGGGACCACAGGCCCUCAGCUGCACCUUCUCCCCUCCGAAGACGAUGAGGAUGCUACUCAUGUCCUUGGUCAGCUGCCUCGUUGCCAUAAAUGAGGCCAAGCUCAUCAGUCGCUGUGACUUGGCCAGAGUGCUGCACAAGGAGGAUCUGGAUGGGUUUGAGGGCUACUCCCUGAGUGACUGGCUGUGCCUGGCUUUUGUGGAGAGCAACUUCAACCUAUCAAAGGUAAAUGAAAAUGCAGACGGCAGCUUCGACUAUGGCAUCUUCCAGAUCAACAGCCACUAUUGGUGCAAUGAUCACAAGAGUCACUCGGAAAACAUUUGCCACGAGGACUGCAAAGGUCUGGCCGGGGUCUCAGGGUGGGAGAGAACUGCUGAGCCCCGAUCUUCUCUCAACCAUCAACUGUGUGAAAAAGAUUGUGUCUGGAGCAGGGGGAAUGAAGAACUGGUGAGGAGGUCACUGUGGGACUAAGUCAGCAGGCAGAGCCCCAAGAAGGAUGUAGUGACAGGAGGGGACAGGAGGCAAGGACUCGACCCCUUCUAACCAUCUAGAAAAAUGUGGGAGAGCGGCGCGGCUUGGAACUGGGACUUACAAGACUUGGGAUCUGGGUCUUUCUCUGAUGUUGUAUUAAAACUGUUUUGGACACAGUAGCAAAGGAACUUGAGUUAGCUGAGGGAGAUGGCUUCGGAGGGGACAAGGUGUCUCACCGAGCUUACCCAAGGGGUCUCUUCUCUGGAAGAGAACGGAGGCAGAGCUGGGAACUGUCAGUGUGGCUUUCCUGACAAGUUUCUGCCUCCUCGUGCAUUUCCUUCACUACUUUCUUUGUAGAGCAGUAUAUUCUGCUCCCCAUUCCAGAGGACAGACUGUGGCUGCCCCCAAGUUAACAGGCUAAUGUUCUGAGCAGUCACGGAGACUGGCUAGUCUCAGCCCCAGAGUCCAAGGGGCUGGGAUAGAGAAUCUGAUUGGCUCAGCUUGGACCCAUCAUCCCCGAGCGGUUCAAUGAGCUGUAGGUGUGGGACCAGUUAAGCAGCACCAUCAUGCUGGCCACGGGUGGGGGGUGGGGCUGGCCCUCUCCAUAAGUCGCAGCAACAUUUUCUAUAAAAGGUGUGUAGCUCCUCAGCUGAGCAAAUACCCCCAAAGCUGUCAGCUUCCCAGUGGUAGACAGUGCAAUGGUUGCUUCACUUUUCUGAGCUUCAAAUUGGAGAUAGAUAGAUAGAUACAUAGAUAGACAGACAGAUAAGUUGCCUCUACAGGUGUCUGUGAGGAUGGAGGGGGUUAAGUGCCUUGUCUACUCUAAGAACACCAUGCGGAAGAGACGCUGACGGCUACUAGGGAUGGCCCUCUCUGGAGGGAGAGUCGAUAGUUGCCCCUGAGAUUGACGGAUUGGUUAUUUAUUUAUUUAUUUAUUUAUUUAUUUAUUUAUUUAUGUAUUUAUCUUUCUGUUUGUUUAGUGACUCUCAGACUUGUAAAAUGGUGCACUCCCCCUUUGGGGCCAGAGGAGGAUUUGAAAACGUGGGAGCAUACUGGACGGGGGGAGGAGCCAAACACCACAGAUAAGAGAAAUUUAAAGGAAGGCUCAGAGGGGCCACAGGGGGACAGACCAGAGAGCGAGCGGUGAAGGGGGUUCUGUGCAUUGCCGUGCUGUGCCGUGCGUUCACUAAGUGCUGGGUCAUGGAUGUGGAGAAGGAGCUACUAAGUAGGAAGCAAGAACCCAGCCGCCUUCUCUCCACAGGGUGGCAUGGAGGUUGCACUGUGCGGGCCGGCCACUCUCCUACUGGAUGACGGGGUGUCACAAGGAAUGAGACAGGCGUGGAGUCAUUCCAGCGUUCCUCUUCUCGCCUGGGGAUUCUUCAUGUCUUCUUCCUCUUGCCUCCACUUCACGUUAUUUGCUUUCCUUCCCAUGUUCAAAAAGGACUGACCGGAGCCCCAGGAAUAAAUGGUUUUCUAGGGCUUUCUCCUUGCACCCAUCCAGGCCCAGGCCCCUGGUUCCUGACUGUCAUUCGCGAACCAAGAGAGGACCACAGUGAAGAAGUUGUUAUAUUUGGGGAAUUAUUAAAGCAUUCCUUGUGCAAAGAAUGUGUUGAUUUAUUCAUUUUUCAUUCCAGAUAUCUUCGAGUACCUAGUAUGGCAGGAGGGUGGUGGGUACUAGAAGAAGGAAGGUAAAUCAUAACUAUUGUUCUUGAGGUGUUCACCAUCUGCCUGGAGAAGCAGCGACAUACACGAACACUGGCUACAGCGAAUGAGUGGAUACAUACAACGAAUACACGGUGCUGAUGUGGAGUUGAACCUGCAAAAUGACAACGCAAAGACAGAAAAGGGGCAGUUGGAGGAAUGUUCCACCCAUGGCUACAAUCGGAACUGCCUGAAUAAACUGUCCCACCUGGGCCACUGCUGUCCCUACUUCUGAGCCUUAACUGCUUCAGCUCUGAAGUGAGAGGUUUGACAUUUGAGCGGUUCCCAGACUUUUGGAUUUCACAGACCAGUAAAGCACGAAAAAAGUUAAGGCCAUGUUAACAUGUCCAACUUUUUAUUUUAAUGCCCAAGAAAGAGUAUGAAUCACAACAACUAUCCUCUAUCAGCAUCUCCUCAUAAAACAGUUUUUACAUGAAAAAUGAAGGUCAGGGUGCCCGGGUGGCUCAGUUGGUUGACCGUCGGUCUUCGGCUCAGGUCAUGAUCUUGCGGUUUGUGGGUGUGAGCGCCGGCGAGGGGCUCUGUGCCCACAGCUCAGAGCCUGGAGGCCGCUUCGGAGUCCGUGUCUCCCGCUCUCUCUCUGCCCCUCCCCCAUUCGCACAUGCAUGCUGUCUCUCAAAAAUAAAUAAUAUUAAAAU
Messenger RNA from Neofelis nebulosa (Clouded leopard), 3117 nucleotides. Its product is annotated as lysozyme-like protein 6. Gene Ontology annotation, molecular function: lysozyme activity. Gene Ontology annotation, cellular component: sperm flagellum; acrosomal vesicle. Gene Ontology annotation, biological process: fusion of sperm to egg plasma membrane involved in single fertilization. Bases 335 to 760 code for a protein of 141 amino acids. The transcript has 4 exons. The record is from RefSeq and is a predicted model, not a curated record. NCBI's taxonomy places the organism in Eukaryota, Metazoa, Chordata, Mammalia, Carnivora, Felidae.